AUGGAGGCGGCGGGGAAGUUCAUAGUGGUGGGCGGCGGCAUCGCGGGCGUGUCUUGUGCGGAGCAGUUGGCAAUUCACUUCCCGUCAGAAGAGAUUCUCCUGGUAACAGCUUCUCCUGUUAUUAAAGCAGUUACAAAUUUCAAGCAGAUUUCUAAGGUAUUGGAAGAGUUUGAUGUUGAAGAACAACCAAGUACCAUGUUAGAAAACCGCUUUCCCACCAUUAAAGUUAUAGAAUGUGGAGUAAAGCAACUGAAGAGUGAAGAACAUUGCAUUUUAACAGAAGAUGGCAGUCAGCACGUAUAUAAGAAACUCUGUCUGUGUGCUGGAGCUAAACCAAAGUUGAUAUGUGAAGGAAAUCCUUAUGUAUUAGGAAUCCGUGAUACAGAUAGUGCUCAGGAAUUUCAGAAACAGCUUACGAAUGCUAAAAGAAUCAUGAUCAUAGGGAAUGGUGGUAUUGCACUUGAAUUAGCGUAUGAAAUCGAAGGGUGUGAAGUAAUUUGGGCCAUUAAAGAUAAGGCUAUUGGGAAUACUUUCUUCGAUGCAGGAGCAGCUGAAUUCUUGACCUCAAAGCUCAUUGCUGAAAAACCAGAGGCUAAAAUUGCACAUAAAAGAACCAGAUAUACAACUGAAGGAAAGAAAAAGGAAGCAGGAAACAAAAUUAAUGCUGGUAAUAUAGGCAGUGCCUUGGGACCUGAUUGGCAUGAAGGCUUAAAUCUUAAAGGAACAAAAGAGUUUUCUCAUAAGGUUCACAUUGAAACUAUGUGUGAAGUAAAGAAUAUCUAUCUUCAGAAGGAAUUUAGACUCUCUAAGAAAAAGUCCUUGACAUUUCCAAGAGACCAUCAUAAUGAGUUCGUUACAACUGAUAAAGAAAUAUGGCCUGUGUAUGUGGAACUGACCAACGAAAAGAUAUAUGGCUGUGAUUUUAUUGUCAGUGCUACGGGAGUUACGCCAAAUAUAGAACCUUUUCUCUGUGGCAACAAUUUUGAUGUAGGAGAAGACGGUGGCCUGAGAGUGGAUGAUCAUAUGCACACAUCCCUUCCUGAUAUCUAUGCUGCAGGUGACAUCUGUACUGCUUCCUGGCCACCCAGCCCAUUCUGGCAGCAGAUGAGGCUGUGGACCCAGGCUAGACAGAUGGGAUGGUAUGCAGCAAAGUGCAUGGCUGCAGCUAGUUUAGGAGACUCCAUUGACAUGGAUUUCAGCUUCGAACUUUUUGCUCACGUAACAAAGUUUUUUAAUUAUAAGGUUGUAUUGCUGGGAAAAUACAAUGCACAGAGCUUGGGUUCAGAUCAUGAAUUAAUGCUGAGAUGUACCAAAGGACAAGAAUACAUCAAAGUCGUCAUGCAGAAUGGACGGAUGAUGGGAGCUGUCUUAAUUGGUGAAACCAAUUUAGAAGAAACAUUUGAAAACUUGAUAUUAAACCAGAUGAAUCUUUCAUCAUAUGGAGAAGAUCUACUAGAUCCAAACAUUGAUAUAGAAGAUUAUUUUGACUAA
Messenger RNA from Pipistrellus nathusii (Nathusius's pipistrelle), 1491 nucleotides. NCBI's taxonomy places the organism in Eukaryota, Metazoa, Chordata, Mammalia, Chiroptera, Vespertilionidae. The record is from the annotation of a GenBank genome assembly.